AUGGCCGCCAACGGAGACCUGACUCCCCUUCGUCAUGGCAUCUACGCCCCUACCAUGACCUUCUUCAACCCCGACACAGAAGACCUCGAUAUUCCUACAAUCAAGAAGCACGCAGUCAGAUUAGCCGAAGCCGGCCUUGUUGGUCUGGUAUGCAUGGGCAGCAACGGUGAAGCUGUUCACCUCACACGCGAAGAGAAGGUUGCCGUGACGAAAGCAACGAGGGAAGCUCUAGACGAGGCUGGUUAUAAGAACGUCCCUGUGAUUGUCGGUGCAUCAGAAAUGAGCAUUCGCGGCACUCUCGAGCUCAUAAAUCAAGUUCACAAGGUUGGCGCCGAGUACGUCCUUCUGGUUCCUCCUUCAUACUACCGUUACGCCAUGGACGAAAAGGCCAUCAAGGAGUACUACAUCUCUGUCGCUGAUGCAACACCUUGCCCUGUCAUUCUCUACAACUACCCCGGUGCUGUUGCUGGCAUCGAUAUGGACUCGGACUUCAUGAUCGAGCUGGCCAAGCACCCCAAGAUCAUCGGUGCCAAAUUUACCUGUGGUCAGACCGGCAAAUUGACUCGUGUUGCUCUCGAGACCAACGCUACCUCGACCAAGAGUCAAGGCAGUGGCUGGAUGGCUUUCGGUGGUAUCGCCGACUUCACUCUCCAGACCGCCGCUUCUGGUGGUAGUGGUAUCAUUGCUGGUGGUGCCAACGUUAUGCCCAAGCUCUGUGUCAAGGUGUGGAACCUAUGGACCGAGGGCAAGUACGACGAGGCCAUGGAGCUGCAAAAGAUUCUUUCCAAGGGUGACUGGGUGCUCACCAAGUCGGCCAUUCCUGGCACCAAGGCAGCCAUUGAGAUGGAGUACGGCUACGGCGGUUUCCCUAGACGUCCUCUACAGAGACUAAGUGAGGAGGCCAGACAAAAGGUCAAACAAGGCAUUGCCGAAGCCAUGAAGAUUGAGAAGAGUCUGUAG
This is a messenger RNA of Aureobasidium melanogenum CBS 110374, 960 nucleotides long. Its product is annotated as aldolase. NCBI's taxonomy places the organism in Eukaryota, Fungi, Ascomycota, Dothideomycetes, Dothideales, Saccotheciaceae. The transcript has a single exon. Bases 1 to 960 code for a protein of 319 amino acids. The record is from RefSeq and is a predicted model, not a curated record. Gene Ontology annotation, molecular function: 4-hydroxy-tetrahydrodipicolinate synthase activity.